Molecule: messenger RNA, 1094 nt
Organism: Momordica charantia (bitter melon)
Lineage: Eukaryota; Viridiplantae; Streptophyta; Magnoliopsida; Cucurbitales; Cucurbitaceae
Gene: ARA6
Product: Ras-related small GTP-binding family protein
Molecular function (GO): GTPase activity; GTP binding
Source: RefSeq, a predicted model, not a curated record
UGAAAUGUGAAAUAUUGUGGAAAAGUUUUUAACAGCCAUUAACGAACCAGUCCCGGAGGCGCAAGCUUUCAUCUUUUGCAGAAUACUCCAAUUGCUGCGUGGACUCUACGAAAGUUCAAUCAAUAGCUUAAUUACUUGGAUCGAUUAUUUUACAGACCUUGAUCGCCAUGGGUUGCUCCUCCUCUCUCCCAGACGGGACUUCUGGGCGAUCGGGUGGGCUUAAUCCAGAGAACAGUGCAGAUGAUUCCAAGAAUUUACGCGUCAAGCUUGUCCUGCUGGGUGAUUCUGGUGUUGGUAAAAGCUGUAUUGUUCUUCGCUUUGUCCGUGGUCAGUUUGACCCAACAUCUAAGGUAACUGUUGGAGCAUCAUUCUUGUCACAAACAAUAGCUUUGCAAGAUUCCACAACAGUGAAGUUUGAAAUAUGGGACACCGCUGGGCAAGAGAGGUAUGCUGCAUUAGCUCCACUUUACUAUCGAGGUGCUGCAGUUGCAGUUAUUGUAUAUGAUAUAACAAGCCAAGAUUCCUUCGCUAAAGCACAAUAUUGGGUUAAGGAGCUACAAAAGCAUGGCAGCCCUGAUAUUAUUUUGGCAUUGGUCGGUAACAAAGCUGAUCUUCAAGAGAAAAGGAAAGUGUCUGUUGAGGAUGGCACUGAGUAUGCAGAGAAGAAUGGAAUGUUCUUUAUUGAAACUUCUGCAAAGACUGCAGAUAAUAUAAACGAGCUGUUUGAGGAAAUUGCGAAGCGAUUGCCACGACCAACUUCCUCAUGAUUGAAAACCGCUGUGACAUUAAUUAUUUAAUCAGCUCAGCAGCAUAUUUUACAGGAAAUCGCUUUGCUCCCAUGUGAUCUGUAUAGUGUGGUGAGUCCUGCAGUCUUUCGCUUUGUUAUUUGCUUUGACUUGUUGAUAUUCAAUCUAAAGUGUAACAAAUGGUGAAAGAUUCAUUCCCCUUUAAACCAUAAACUGCAUUUGUAGACUAUAUUUUCUCUGGAUUCUUAGAAAAAAAGGUAGAUUUUUUUUUUCUUUUUACAUGGGUUUCUGUUGGAGUGCAAACAUUUUACGGAUCAAAUAAAGCAUCAUGUAUUGCAAUUUGGUUCU